Molecule: messenger RNA, 1611 nt
Organism: Talaromyces proteolyticus
Lineage: Eukaryota; Fungi; Ascomycota; Eurotiomycetes; Eurotiales; Trichocomaceae
Product: fungal-specific transcription factor domain-containing protein
Exons: 2
Coding region: 1-1611 (536 amino acids)
Biological process (GO): positive regulation of transcription by RNA polymerase II
Cellular component (GO): nucleus
Molecular function (GO): zinc ion binding; transcription cis-regulatory region binding; DNA-binding transcription factor activity, RNA polymerase II-specific
Source: RefSeq, a predicted model, not a curated record
AUGCCGAAACAGGUCCGUCGCUCCUUUGACGCGUGCUGGACGUGCCGCAGCCGGAGAGUGGCGUGCGAUGCAGCCUUACCUGUUUGCACGCCUUGCCGGAGACGCUCUCUCAAUUGUGGAGGAUAUAGUAUCCGCCUGGUUUGGGUUGAUAUCGAGAGGGGCUUAUAUCAGACUCACUCACGGCGCACACUAGAUCCAAUUUUAACAUGGGCGGGACAAAAUCCAUACACCGCAGCCCAAAUACAACACUUGGCUGAUGUGGACCCCGAGGAUGUAUACUGCGAAUGCACCUUACACGCAGCUACGUCCAAUCCAUUCCGUAUCCUCAUACAUUCCGAUGGUCGACUCGAACCAGCUACGGCGGAUUCCCCAGACACCAUAACCAAUGACGCAGACAUGGUGGACUUGCCCCCCACGCCAACUACACAACUUCUAUCACGGGAUCGGCCCUGGACAGAAGCCCGGCUGUUUCACCACUAUGUAGAUCAAGUCGCAUUCCUCAUGAUGCCGGUUGACAUGAAAGCCAAUCCCUGGCGCUGUGUUUAUGCAUCAAUAGCAACUCACCAUUCUUCUCAUGCUAGCAGAAGUCUAUAUCACGCUCUCCUUGCACUAUCAGCUUUUCAUCUAUCUGUUCUACACUCUGACAGAUGUGAUGUAGCAAAUGAAUAUAAGCUGCAGGCAAUGAAGCACUAUUGCUCUGCCCUCGGGUCCUUGCGCACUAGUCUUGAUCAACAGGUGGAUGAAUUUAUUGCUUGCGCAGCUGUGCUUCUCACGCUAGCACAAAUUGACGGGUGUUAUGCGCCCGAACUUGGCAGCUGGCGGAAACACUUCCAGGGCGUUAUAGGACUACUUACUCAAUUUGUGCAGGAAAGUCCUUGGGUUUCGUCAUCUGAUGCCUGGGUGAUAUCACAGAGUCUGUCUCUCUCCUCUGAGAUAGCGCGCAGUGGCUCAGGAAGCUCUUUCGGCUACUCCCAAAUCAAUGAUACACUUCUAGGGUCUGUUUCGCAAGUGUCACAGUUUGGCUACACAAUUGGUGCGAGUGGCAAUGUGAUCCAGGCAAUUUCAAAAAUUCGUUGGCUUGCGGAAGGCCUGUCACGCGGUGAAUCACUGGUCGAUAUUGACAUUCAAUCUGGAAAGAUUCUCAGUGAACUUUACACCUCAGGAUCAGACUGUGUGAGAUCGCAAGCCUUGGAGAAUCGCCAAGAGUAUCUCAGCAACUUACACCGUCGCAUCUUUCGUAAUGCCACCAUUAUUUACCUGUAUCGCACAGUUUACGACGUCACACCCUGUGCUAUACAAGAUCGUGUAUCAGAAGUUCUUCAUGAUACAAUAGAUUUCCUUAAUAUGAAGGGUGGCAGCAUUUCGAUAUGGCCCGUCUUCAUUGCUGCCGUGGAGGCAUGCACAGAACAGGGAAGAGAGAUGGCGAGACGGUGGUUGGAUUACUCCUGUAAAUUGGGAAUCAGAAAUCGUCAUUCAGCGCGCCAUAUCAUACAGGAAGUCUGGAAGCAACGCGAUGAGGAAGCAAUGUUGAAGCACGCCCAAUCUGGAGAUAUCGCUGUUGAUUGGCGGCAGGUCCAGUCUUGGCUCGGUAUUGACAUUCUUCUACUUUAA